GAACCAACGUCGUAUUUUUGAGAACUCGCAUCAACAUUUAUCUGAAGGAAUACUGACAAAUCGAUUAUUUGUUCCUUCUUCAACACCAGGAUAUCAUGCUUGUAGCCCGAAGUAGCACUGGUUGUUGGACUUGUCGACUUCGAAAGAAAAAGUGUCACGAAGAACAGCCCACGUGUUCGACGUGCAAUUCACUUCGCAUCAUUUGCCACGGCUAUGGUGAGAAACCCAGUUGGAUGGAUGGAGGGUCUUCGGAGAAGGCAGAAUCGGAGAGAAUCAAAAAAGUCAUAAAACAGAACAAGAAACACAAAAGAGCGAUAGUCAGUCCAGUUGUGCCAAAUAAUGACCCAGGAUCCACGCCAAUUGGCGACACCUCGAUGAAAGAUGCAGAGCCAAGCGAAGCAACCCAGAGUCCAUCGUGCGUGAGCUGCUCACUAACUACCAUGAUGAACGACUAUAAUGGGAGAGAGGCGACCCUCUUGAUGCAUUAUCUAGAUGUCGUCUUUCCUCUCCAAUUCAGAUUUUACAGGCCGUCGGUCUCUGAAGGUGGUCGUGGCUGGCUUCUGAGUAUCUUAUUACAUACUAAGCCACUGUAUCAUGCUGCUCUGAGCUUAAGCGCAUAUCACCAAAGCGCUAUGUACUCUGGUAAUGGAUCUAAUGCUAGUGAUAAUAUACUUGUAGAUCUUCAGAGGCACCAUUCUUUGGCAUUAGUUGGCCUUAGGCAACACAUUGAUCGGCUCAGUUUGGAAAUUGGUAUGGGCAAUGUAAAUACUAAAGUUGAAAUCCUUGCCUGUAUGAUCUGUUUGAUUUCAUUUGAGAUUUUGAAAGGGGAUAGUAAUGACUGGCAAACCCAUUUGCAGGCCGCAAGAACCAUUUUCAUGAGUCUUAAAGACAAUUUUCUUUGUCCAUUGAACAACUCAAAUGCAGUACAGGAGCUAGGAGACUCCCAAAACUCCGAUUCCACCGCUCUUUCUUUGGAUGAAGAAUUAGCACUAGAAUUCUUUUCGAUGGCACUGAUAUGGUUUGACUGUUUAUCUUGCGUGACAAUAGGUGCGAAUUCAGAGUAUGCUGAUGUUUACCCUUCUAUUCUGCGCAUAGAGAAUGGCAAAAUCCAACUUUGUAAGUUGAUGGGAAGUCAGAAUUGGGUGAUGGUUGCUAUAAUGGACAUUGCGCUCUUGGCUGAGUGGAAAAUCGCGCGAGAGGGUACGGGCGAUCUGAGCCAAUCUCAGCUAGCUAGGCGCGCAGCUUGUAUCGAAGAUCAACUUGAAACUGGCAUGCAAGAAAACAGAGCCCGUCAAAUUGGCGACAAUUCUGAUCCGUGUGGCGUUCGAGCUCAAGAAAGUCAACAUGUCACUCACAUAUUCGCAUGUGCUGCAAAGGUCUAUUUAUACGUUGUCCAGUCUGGUGGAUACCCUAAAAUUCCCGAAAUCAAAGUCAGCGUACUGGCAGCCCUGAAAGCCUUCCAAGAUCUUCCCGAUGGUCAAUGGAUACGCCACCUUGUAUGGCCUUUUUGUAUUGUUAGCUGUAUGGCAGACGCAGAGAAUGAAGAUGAAUUUCGAAAGAUUGCUAGUUUGGCGAAUACGGAUCGAGAGAUCUUCUGUAACUUUCAGAAUGCAGCAUCGAUCAUGGAAGAGUGUUGGAGAGUUCGUAAGAGCCAAAUUUCCAGUUCCUGUAGCUGGGAAACAGCCAUGUCCAGUUUAGGGGUCCAGACUCUUCUUGUCUGAUAAGUGAUCUUUUUUAUUCACGUCUUUACCACAGCUCUAGCGAGAGGUGUUGAGUGGGGUCUUCUUGGCGAUAUUUAGAAUACGGCAGGUCAUAAACCAACUGCGCGCUAUGCUUGCAUCAUAUUUGUCCUCACAGUAACAAUUUUUUUGGACUCAGAGGUUUCUAGGAUUUCGGGACGAAGUGACCUUCCGGUGGAACUCUUGAGUGGUUGAUAGCAUGUAUAUUCCUGUAGGACUGCAAAUUUCGGUAUCACAUGUUAUAUUUGGUGAGCUUUGUGUUUCAACAAGUAACAUUUCUUACAUCAUGUGCUCGAUUUUUCAAUACGAAACACUCGAUUCAUAGAGUUUAAAAAGAAAUGCUACUAGAAUCUCAUAAGAACAAUUCGUUUUAUUAGGACACUUGCUUUCCUCGACAAGGAAUCAGUCGGUUGCUCGAAGAGCCAAUUAUUAGUUGCAAACCGCCUCAAGCAUUUAGAACACUUUCAUGCGAUCUAAACAGCAAACCUCAUAAAAUCUUGUGCACAGAGAACCAAUAGCAAAUAUCAGGCGUCACCAGCA
Molecule: messenger RNA, 2279 nt
Organism: Botrytis cinerea B05.10
Lineage: Eukaryota; Fungi; Ascomycota; Leotiomycetes; Helotiales; Sclerotiniaceae
Exons: 2
Coding region: 96-1721 (541 amino acids)
Biological process (GO): positive regulation of transcription by RNA polymerase II
Cellular component (GO): nucleus
Molecular function (GO): zinc ion binding; DNA-binding transcription factor activity, RNA polymerase II-specific; transcription cis-regulatory region binding
Source: RefSeq, a predicted model, not a curated record